CCCCCCCGGCCUCCAGCCAUGAGGGUGCUCUGCGUGGUCCUUGCUGUGCUCCUGCUUUUCUCCCUGGCCACCCCAGGGCACGGGCAGCCCAAGGGCUUUUGUGACGGCUACUGCGCCCACGCGUGCGACGAAACCGAGGAGUGGUCCUUCAGCCCCUACUGCGAGGAGCUGCACUGCUGCAUCCCCUCGCCCAAAAAGGGGAAAUGA
Hirundo rustica (Barn swallow) is the source of this 207-nucleotide messenger RNA. Its product is annotated as small basic protein 1-like. The transcript is spliced from 2 exons. The record is from RefSeq and is a predicted model, not a curated record. NCBI's taxonomy places the organism in Eukaryota, Metazoa, Chordata, Aves, Passeriformes, Hirundinidae. Bases 19 to 207 code for a protein of 62 amino acids.